Messenger RNA from Limanda limanda (common dab), 5883 nucleotides. RefSeq names its product quattro (gene quob). NCBI's taxonomy places the organism in Eukaryota, Metazoa, Chordata, Actinopteri, Pleuronectiformes, Pleuronectidae. Gene Ontology annotation, molecular function: guanyl-nucleotide exchange factor activity. The coding region runs from base 223 to 5460 and encodes 1745 amino acids. The record is from RefSeq and is a predicted model, not a curated record. The transcript is spliced from 25 exons.
CAGUGUAAAAGUCUAUGAAGACUGGAGAUGACUUUGCCUGCUUAUCAGUCAAGACGCCUGGCUGUCAUGUGGACAUUCUUCAGCCACCUCCUUUUGUUGAUGCACUAAAACUGAAACAUGGCUCUUCCGUCAGCACUAAGCCCAGGGAGUCUGUCUGCAGAGGAAUAUCUGGGACACAGAUGAAAAGAACUUUCUGCCUAAAGAAGAGAAACUCCUGCAAAGAUGAAUCCAGAAUCUCUGGACUCAUCCAUCCAGAGCGCCCUCUCGGCCCUCUUCCCGCCUUUCGAGGCCACGGCGCCCGUCGUCCUCAGCCAGCUGUUUCGCACUAUUGAGGAGCGUUACCACGGAGAUGCAUUGCAGUGCAUGCUAGAUUUCCUCAUCCCCUCCAAACACUUGUUGGAGAGUGUCCAACAGGCAGCAUGUGCUGGAUACUCUGAAGUGGUUUUCCGCUGUGAGGGCUGGCCUCUGUGUCUCCAUGACAAAACCGUCAUCCAGCUAGCGCCUGUAAACCCUCUGCUUCUGCGUCCUGGAGACUUCUAUCUCCAAGUGGAGCCUUUCGGGGACCAAGCGGCUCGCAUCGUCCUCAAAAGUCUUCUGGAGGGAGGCGGUCGUGAGGUGGAGGAGACCCCCGUGCCUGAAACGUCCUACCCCUGCAUCUUCACCCAGGACUGGCUGCAGGACAUCAAUGAAGGACGCCAUGGGACUCCUCUGUCACGUUGCUUGCUUUGCACAGAUCAAGGAGUAAUCAAGUUGCCCUGGGCCCAGAUAGCUAUCCCACAGUUUUUGGAUAAGCCUAAGAUCAUGCCCACGUAUCAGGAGGCCCCUCCUGAGCCAAAGAAGAUCUCAGUCACCUCCCAUUUCAACUCCUCCACCCUCCCGAUGGGAGCCAUGUUUCUUCCUGCAAAAGACAGGAUGUCGGCCUCUAUGAGAUCCGUGCACUGUUCUUCUAAACUUGUCAAAAUGGAGCAUGAAAGACGCACACCAAAAUCUUGCUCCAAACCUUUAAUCAAACCAGUGGGUUGGGUUUCUCCUAAUACGUGGGACAGUCGUAAUUAUGGAGAGAUCGAGGGGGACUAUGUGGACUUGGUGGAUAUCGCUAAAGGGAAGGCGUUGGUGGAUAAGCAUAGAGACAGCCACCCAAAUCCACCCCAUUCAGCUUUGUUCAAACCUGUGAGACCACCUCCACCUGUACCACUUGGGCAUGGUGUCCCCUGCGGACGCACCCUUCAGUAUGCAGAGGAGCCGUGUACGCCAUGCAGGGAGGGGAAGCUGGGACAGGAGCUGACCGAUCACGACUUGAAGUGUCGGUAUAGAGACUCGUACCUGGCAGCACUGAGGAACCCAGUCCCUUUUGAGAGAGGGAGUAGGGACCUACUCUCUGCCCUGGAGGAGGCCGGCCUUUGUGCAGAAGGGGAGUUAAGAUCCAAAGGAUUUGAAGCUCCGAUAGAUGAACUGAGCAUUUAUAACCACUCUAAAGAGGCCGUGAUACGUCAUGACCUCUGUCAAUACAAACCUUGCUGUGAACCAACAACAGAACACUUUGUGUCUAACCUCAAAGACCUUCCUACAAGCCCUGAGCCUGAAAACCUUAUGAAGGAAUCACCCACGGUUUUGAAAUCAACCCCUGGUUUGAGCCAGAGUCAGAGAGUUCAGACGAAACUGAUUUCCCACCAGUUAGGACAAAACACUAGCGAGCCACCGGGAUCCGAUGUGUUCUCGGAGACACGUGAUGGUGACGUAAAACCACAGCAGAAGGUGGAGCUUCUGAAACCAUCAGGGAAACACAAAGUUAAGCUGAGGUCUCUGUCCACAGUGUCAGAGACACCCAAAGGAAGUCCGCUCCUCUAUAAACUCAACAACCGGAGCCAAAGUGAUGUUUGCCCUGAAACAAUCUCCAGUGUUAUCCUGUGUAAGAAAGCUGAACUGUUGGAUCAGGUGACCAUGAAGCUGGAGAGACUGUCUCAUAAAAAAGACUCCCACUCAAGCAGGAGUGAAACUUCCUCCACCGCAGAAGGAGCUGACUCCCGACUCUUCAACUCAAAGACAGAAAAAACAUCUUCUUCUCAAACUGUGAUUCCACCUGCAGGUCCAGACUCUCCUCAGUCUCCACACACAGAAGAAUCGACUUUCAGAAGAAUCAGCGGUCUGAUUGAACUGGGCAUCAUUUGUUUACCGGGCAGCAGGGACAGGACCUGCAGAGCUAUUGUGGAGGUUCAUGGUGACAGGAAGGAGUGGACGUCACCCCUUGUAUCAGCUCACUCUGUGUGCCAGAUGCUGCUCUACCUACACUCCAUACCAAGGAAAGAGGUUCGAGAGCUUGGAAUGACUUUGGUCAUCAAUGCCAGGAAGAAGCCUCCCCCUCUCUACGUCUACAAAGCUCUGCUGAUGGCCCAGGAACAAGCUCUUCAUGCUGUGCACAGUAUCGUCAUACUGAUGGAUAAAGACACUUGUCCACGCCCUGAAAAACAGCCCGGGCUGCAGAUGGACAUGGUGACGUCUAUGAAAGCCCUCAACAAGACAGUGGAAGCCUCCCAGCUGACAUCUGACCUGGGCGGUACCUUCACUUACAGCCACACAGACUGGGUGCAGUUUCACCAGAAACUGGUUUCCUUCAUGGCUGAAUUGCGAGGCGCAGACUUCUUGUUGCAGAAGGCCAUCAGGAAAGUGGAUGGCAGCAAAAAGACUGACACCGCCCUGGAUGUGCAGCAGUGUAUUCAGGAACAGAGGUCUUCGAUGAAGGAGGUGCUGGAGGACACUCGACUGGUGACCCUGCAGAGAGAAGGAGGGGCUGCACUGGCCAGGAUGAGGAAAGAGGAGUUCAGAUUUCCACAGUCUGAAGAUUACAGAGAUGGUCUGGAAUCAGUAACAAGUCUGUACAACCAGGUGGAGGAGAAGCUCCACAUGCUGGUGAUGAGAUCCAACGAGUCCCUGCAGCACCUAGAGUUUCUCUUCAGCCUCAGAGACAUGGAAGCCAAAAUCAGCACGGCAGGGACCUUUUUCUCUGGAGAUGGUGAACAGAGACUGGUGGACUCUUACACAACAGACGAUACUCUGGUGUGCACUGAAAAGGCUCUGCAGCACUUUGAACAGUUUCUCACUCAAUCCAAGGAGAAACAACACUACGCCUUGACCCUUGUGACCGAGGCCCAGGGAAUUGUCGCUGCCAGCGACUCAAGCCCUGCCACAGAUGUUUUUCUUACCGUGAUUAGUUCUUUCAAAUCCAAUGUGGAUGGUUUUAUGUUGCGGGCGGAGAAGAGAUACAAGGACCUGGACACACUGGUGCACAUUCACCGCUUCUGUUUUCAGGUAGAGCAGGGGUGUUACUCAGCUCAGACCCUAAGCACACGCCAGAUGUAUGAAAGGAGAUUAGGUGGGGAAUUCUCCACCCUGCACUUUCAGGCGCUGAAAGCUAAGGCCUGUGCAGUGGGAUCUGGCGUUUUAAAGGUGUGGAAUGCAUCCUGCGUCCAGUGCCAAGAAGUCAGGAAGCGUCUUGAGGAGAUGCAGAAGAAGAAAGGAGCAGAUAAGAAGCAGACCCAGCAGACCACAGCUGCAGCCUCUCAAAUGGAACCUGGGGGGACGGAGAUGGAUGGGAAAAAGACCAAAUUGAGGCCAAGAGAGCACCGCAGCCAGGUAGAUCUGAGGAGCUGGGAGUCUGCUGAAGUGUGCCAUGAUUCCCCCCCGCACAAAGGCCUGGGUCGGUCCCUGAGCGAUGGAUCAUGUGUCAGCUCUCCCCUGAUGAGCAUCUCGGGCUUUUCACCUCUGAAUGUGAGACACAAACACUGUCAGGGCAGGACGCAGCCACUCCGACAAAAUCUGCAGCCUUUCCAAAAACUGCCCAUUUCCCAUAAUGAGAGUUUACAGAAACUGCAGCGGAUAAUGGAGGAGCUGCUGUCCACAGAGAGGGAGUAUGUGAAGGCUCUGGGUUACGUUCGAGAACACUACUUCCCCGAGCUGGAGAGGGCCGACGUCCCUCAGGACCUCAGGGGCCAGAGGGGGAGCAUUUUUGGUAACUUGGAAAAACUCCACGACUUCCACCAACAUCAUUUCCUGGACGAGCUGCAGAGCUGCGUGAAGGAACCCAUCAGAGUGGGACGCUGCUUCCUGCGACACAGAGAGAGCUUUGCUUUGUAUGCCCUUUACAGCAAGAACAAGCCACAGUCUGAUAGUCUUCUCAUCAAUCAUGGGCAGGUUUUCUUUAAGCAAAAACAGCUGAUGCUGGGAGAUAAAAUGGACCUGUGUUCAUACAUGCUGAAGCCUGUGCAGCGCAUCAGUAAAUACAGUCUGCUGCUGCAGGACAUGAUGAGAGAAUGUGGUCCGGGACAAACCAGAGAGAUGUCUGAGGUCCAGGCUGCCCUGGAGGUCAUCCACUUCCAGCUCCGCCAUGGCAACAACCUGCUGGCCAUGGACGCCAUCCACAACUGUGACGUUAAUUUGAAGGAGCAGGGCCAGCUGAGACGCCAAGAUGAGUUCCUGGUAACAUUCAGGAAAAAAAAGUGUUUCCGCCACAUCUUCCUCUUUCAAGAACUCAUCCUCUUUAGCAAGACUCGAAAGACGGACGUAGGAAAUGACACAUAUAUCUACAAACAGUCUUUCAAGACAUCAGACAUAGGCAUGACCCAGAACAGCGGCGACAGCGGCCUGUGUUUCGAGAUCUGGUUCAGGAAGAGGAAAACGCAGGACACCUACAUACUCCAGGCAGUUAGCCGAGAGGUGAAGGAGGCUUGGACCAAGGACCUGGAGCGCAUCCUCUGGGAGCAGGCGCUGCACAACAGAGAGGUCCGUAUGCAGGAGAGAGUGUUCAUGGGUAUUGGAAACAAGCCUUUCAUGGACAUUAAACCCAGUGAAGCAGCAAUCAGUGACAGAGCUGUCAACUAUGUACUGAUGGGAAGAUUCUCUGCAGAAAACAAGGCGCUGUCCUCUGAGGGAUCAUGUGUGGCAAAGGAUGGGCGGCCAAAAUCUGCCGGCUCAGGCACCAGUUCAUCUUCCUCCUCUUUCUCUGGAGGAAGUUCCAUGUCCCCUAUGGGAUACCGGUGUAGACCAAAGGGCAGGUCGAUGGAUGGGGUGCCUGCAGGAUACGUAUCACCCCCUGGAGCGCUGGAGGAGGACGAUCUGGACCAUGACAGCGGGAGUCAGACCUUACUAAUGGACAGCUCGGAGUCAUCAGGAGAGAGUGUGAGUGGCUUCAGCAGCUGCAGUCAUGGCUACCACUCAGCCGUUGGAGGCGAGGCGGAGGACUCCUCCUCUGUGUGUGCCUCUGUAACCACUGUUAAAGAGGCUGCGGUCGGUCACCGAGCCGAAGCUUCUGCACAAUACCACAAACCAAAUGCUUUGGCGGGAUCCCCAGACAAAGCUCAACCACCUGUUGCUCCAAAGCCCAGGCCCAAACCACAGUGCCAGGCCAAGGAUCUCCCCUGUGGCAAGGUUCAGAACACUAACGUUGGAAAAUCCACUGAGGUUUAACUUGAGAGAGAUGGUAUAAGAUCUAGAGGCAAACAAAGAAAAAGAAGAGAGAAGUCGACCAUUUUCUGCGUAGAAGAGAGAGAGACUCUUGGAACAGAAACCCUUUAAUACGAUGUGUUACUGUAAUCCAUUACCACUCUGUAAAUACAGCUUUUAAAUCCCACCACUUAGAGAACAGGUCAGAAAUGUACUGUACUCUGAGCCUGAACAGCAACACAUUUUGAAAUACACAACAUACCUGACCUGGGUCUGCAUAGUGUAUUUUAAAUCAGUGUCAUAGUUUGUUCAGAAUAUCAUAGAGUUGCUAUAAGUAUUUGUCUCUGCUCUUAAUGCUAAACUACACCUUUUUUUGAAAAUGUGGCUAAUUCACUGUGGUGAAAUAAUAAAGCAGCACAUAAUGUCAUCUUUUAUAUCUACUGCCUU